CCUGCUCUUUAACUGUGUUGCCCACAGUGAGCAGGGACAUCCUCACCACUUCACAGCUGUCCGGGGGUGCGACAGCAGGGAGACGCUUUUAGGGGACAUGCCAGUCAAUGUAGUUUUAGACGGUCCGGCCCCCUGGGGCUUUCGACUGACCGGAGGAAAGGACUUCAACCAGCCCCUGACCAUCUCCCGGAUCACUCCAGGCAGCAAAGCCUCCGUAGCCAACCUGUGUCCUGGUGAUGUUAUCUUGGCCAUCGAGGGAGUUUCAGCCACAAACAUGCUGCACUGUGAAGCCCAGAACAAGAUCAAAGAAGCCACAAAUAAGCUCUCUCUCACUGUUGAAAGGGGUGAAACCAGACUGUGGUCACCACAAGUUACAGAGGACGGUAAAUCCCAUCCAUUCAAAAUCAACCUGGAAGCCGAGCAACAGGAGUACAAACCCAUUGGGACUGCUCACAACCGAAGAGCUCAGCCAUUUAUUGCAGCAGCAAAUAUCGACGACCACCGUCAGGUGGUCAGUACAGCCUACAACACUCCCAUAGGCCUCUACUCCUCAGGCAAUAUCCAGGACGCCAUGCAGGGCCAGAUCCGGGGCCUUGUCCACAACAAGCCUGAGGCCUCCAAGACCUUAACAUCCAUCGAGGACUCUGAUGUGUACCGGAUGUUACAGAAAGACCAAGAAGAGCCACAGGAGCCCCGGCAGUCAGGCUCAUUCAAAGCACUGCAGGACUUCGUAAACAGUGAUGGCUCUCGUCCCAUUGUGACAAAGAGCGUAAGAGCCCCGACAACCAAACCAACUCCGCCUGCUGGAAACCUGCAGAAAUUGCCCCUUUGUGACAAGUGUGGGAAUGGCAUUGUGGGGACAGUUGUGAAAGCACGGGACAAAUACCGUCACCCCGGCUGCUUUGUGUGCUCUGACUGUGACGUUAACCUCAAACAGAAGGGCUAUUUCUUUGUGGAGGGGCAGCUGUACUGUGAGACCCAUGCUCGUGCCAGAAUGAGGCCACCAGAGGGACACGACCUCAUCACGACUUUCCCCUCAGCAUAGAAGUCCCCUUUUAUCAACAUAUACAUACAAACACACACACACACACACUCACCAGACACUCCUACAUCUGUGUUGUAUGUUCAUUUACACUUUGAUCUUGUCUGUGUGCAACAUUUUGCACGUAGGCUUGCAAUGAUUUUAGUUGGAAUACACUUUUCUCUCAUACCUUACCAUAAAGGUGCAACAUUUUGUAUCGACUUUUCAGCACUUCUGUUUCAGGAGCCAAAUCAUAGUCAGUCACAACUAAGACACAGACACUUGCCUCCUUCAUCUCACCAAGUUCUCACAACUUCCUAUAAAGACUCCAGGUAAUGGAUGAAAUAGAUAAUUAAUUAAAAACAUACAGCAAUGGAUACUGUAUUUUCCUUUGAUUUACUUUUUGGAUGUCGCUAAAAAAACUGAAAAUGAUGCUGAAUCUAAAUUUGUACUUAGAAAAUCAAGAGUUUUAGAGCUUGAACUGAUAAGACCCGCUAAGAGAUGAUACAUGACCUUCUAGUUCACAGCAAACAAACAAAUACAUAAAUGUUGGAAAUAAGACAAGAAAGCAACGGUCUAAGACUGUGCACUUGAACUACACCUCCCAUAAAGCAUUGCUUUUUUGCACCCUGUCUGAAGUCACAUGCAUCUUUAGUGAUUAUUGUGAUAUCUGAUUUAUUGUAGAUAGAAAAGAGUGUUUUAUAUUAUGUUGCUCUAGUUGUUAUUCUAAUUUGAAAGCUUUAUAGUUAAAUAAGUUUGACUAUUUUUAUGUGUUUGCCAGCAAGAUUGCUAGUGCACAUUGGCCAGUGAAGUUAGCAGGAUUCAUAUACAAAAAAAAAAAAAAAAAAAAAAAAAAA
Molecule: messenger RNA, 1878 nt
Organism: Myripristis murdjan (pinecone soldierfish)
Lineage: Eukaryota; Metazoa; Chordata; Actinopteri; Holocentriformes; Holocentridae
Product: PDZ and LIM domain protein 3
Exons: 7
Coding region: 98-1045 (315 amino acids)
Biological process (GO): muscle structure development; heart development; actin cytoskeleton organization
Cellular component (GO): adherens junction; filamentous actin; Z disc
Molecular function (GO): actin binding; muscle alpha-actinin binding
Source: RefSeq, a predicted model, not a curated record